AUGGAGCAGUCUCUCAAGUCUGAAGAGCCUGGCAGGGUCCAUUUGCAUGUUUUCAUGGAAUUUGGGCAGGCGGUAGAUUGGACAUCUUUGCGGUGUGUCGUCUUUAUGGGUGUGAGGCCGGACGCGGCUCCUUGUACUGCCCGUGGCCCUCGUCUUCGCCAAGCUUUGGACCACGGCCACUUUUAUGUCUAUGCCAACAAGGUUGGCACGCUGAGAGUGGAGACUUCUGGUUACAUUCCCUGGGAGGAUUAUCCUGUCAAGGGUUGGUACAGAGUCCGUAUUGGUUUCAUGGGGAGGCAGCGCCAAGUAGAUUGUGUGCGAGAACAUGAGCGCAAGCUGGCAUUUCAGGCGCAGCAGAGACAAGUUGCGGACGCAUUGGCGCUGCUGAUGCGCCCCUUCCGGCCCGAGGUGCUUAGCAGGCUGCAGCCUUGGGUGAGCCAAUACCAAUCUGUGCAGUUGAGAUACAAGUUCUUGGUUCUCCGUGGAGGCUCUCAGACCGGGAAGUCAACGUUGGCAAAAAGCUUGGGUCACUUGUUUGGGUGGCGCCGGCCAUUUGUUCAGACGGUGCAAAGCGCGGAAGCUCCAGAUUUGAAAGCUUAUAGUCCAGAAGAGCAUGGCUAUAUCCUAUUUGACAACGUGAACCACAUGGAUUUUAUUCUCAAUGAGCGCGCUCUUUUUCAAGCCAACAAUGAUCUGCACACCCUGGGAGCAUCGCGGACAGGUAUUUAUUCAUAUUCGGUGUGGCUCUUUCGUUGCCCUUUGGUAGUCAUUGUGGAUUUGUCCGCUGUCUGGGAGGGAUCAGAGCCGUGGCUUGCGGACAACAUGUUUGAGCUGUUUCUCGAUGGCCCAUGCUAUUUGUGA
Cladocopium goreaui is the source of this 861-nucleotide messenger RNA. The record is from the annotation of a GenBank genome assembly. Lineage: Eukaryota; Dinophyceae; Suessiales; Symbiodiniaceae.